Colius striatus (speckled mousebird) is the source of this 2666-nucleotide messenger RNA. It is a transcript of the gene C1R, whose product is annotated as complement C1r. The coding region runs from base 61 to 2199 and encodes 712 amino acids. The record is from RefSeq and is a predicted model, not a curated record. Gene Ontology annotation, biological process: complement activation; zymogen activation. NCBI's taxonomy places the organism in Eukaryota, Metazoa, Chordata, Aves, Coliiformes, Coliidae. The transcript is spliced from 11 exons. Gene Ontology annotation, molecular function: calcium ion binding; serine-type endopeptidase activity. Gene Ontology annotation, cellular component: extracellular region; blood microparticle.
CGGCCGCCCCGGCCGCCCGGCCUCCCGCUGAACGGAGCUCCGCGCACGGCCGGCGAGCGGAUGGAGACGCACAUUCCUUUUCUCCUGUGGGCCUUCCUGUUUUUUGGAGUGAUCGAUUCCAGUCCAGUCCCAAGAAAGCUUUUUGGGGAGAUCAGAUCCCCUGGUUAUCCCCAGCCGUAUCCCAACAAUAACAUCAGCAGCUGGGAUAUCAACGUCCCAGAAGGUUAUGUGGUGAAGCUGACCUUCAGAUAUUUUGACCUGGAGCCGUCUGAGUUUUGCUUCUAUGACUAUGUUAAGAUCAAAGCAGACAAGAAGACCUUGGGCCGGUACUGUGGCCGGCUUGGGUCAACCAAAGGAAAUCACCCAGGAAGAAAGGAGUUUGUGUCCAAGGGGAACAGGAUGCAUCUGGCAUUUCACUCGGAUUUCUCCAAUGAAGACAAUGGCACAGUGAUUCCCUACAGGGGCUUCCUGGCCUAUUAUCAAGCCUUGGAUCUUGAUGAAUGUAAACCUGACAAUGUUGCUGAGAAAGAUGAAAGGCGUCAGUGCCAGCACUUCUGCCACAACUAUGUGGGUGGCUACUUCUGUUCUUGCCGGACUGGCUACCAGCUUCAGAGUGACCACCACUCCUGCAAAGUGGAGUGCAGCAGUGAGUUGUUCACAGAAGCAUCUGGGUACCUGAGCAGCCCAGAGUAUCCCCAGCCCUAUCCAGAAGACCUCCGGUGUAACUACAGCAUCCGUCUGCAAAAGGGCCUGUCUAUCAUCCUCAAGUUUUUGGAACCCUUUGAGAUUGAUGACCACCAGCAAGUCAGAUGUCCUUAUGACCAGCUCAAGAUCCAAGCACGAGGGAGAGAGAUUGGUGAAUACUGUGGAAAGAAGUCACCUGGCAGGAUUGAAACCAACAGCAAUGAGGUGGAUAUACUCUUCCUCACCGAUGAAUCAGGUUUCAGCCGUGGCUGGAAGAUCCACUACACCUCAGAGAAAAUACAGUGCCCACAGCCUAUCCCAAAGGAUCAGUUUACCAUCAUCAGAAACAUGCAGCCUGUGUAUCGGUUUCAGGACUAUUUUAUUGUCAGCUGCAAGACUGGGUAUAACCUGAUGGAGGGCAACCAAAAACUGCUGUCCUUCACAGCUGUCUGCCAGGCUGAUGGGACGUGGCAUCAAUCCAUGCCACACUGCGAAAUUGUGAAUUGUGGCAACCCUACAAACCUGACCAAUGGGGCAUUCAGCUAUGUUAACAGCCCUGCAAACAACAACUACCAGUCAGUGAUCACAUACCGAUGCAAUGAGCCUUAUUAUCACAUUGUCACCAGAACAAGCAGCGACAGAUUCACCUGCUCUCCUGAGGGAACCUGGGUGGAUGAAAAUGGCCAGGCGAGGAUUCCUGCCUGCUUGCCAGUGUGUGGGAAGCCUGACCACCCCAUUUCUGAAAUCCAGCGGAUCUUAGGUGGCAAGUCAGCAAGGACAGGCAACUUCCCUUGGCAGGCUCUGACUGGCAUCAAUGGACGAGGAGGUGGUGCACUCCUGGGCGAUCGCUGGAUCCUGACUGCUGCCCACACCAUCUUCCCUAAAGGGGCAGGAAGGGACAGUGUAAGCCUGGACCAGCUAGCAGAGGAGGCUAACGUGUUCCUUGGCCACACGAAGGUAGAAGAGCUCCACAAGAUGGGUAACCACCCUGUACGUAGGAUCUUUAUCCAUCCAGAUUACAAGCCUGAAGAUGAGCACAACUUUAACGGCGACAUAGCCCUGCUGGAGCUGAAGCACCCAGUAACGCUGGGCCCUACAGUAUUGCCCAUCUGUCUCCCGGAUGUUACCAACACCACGUUCUACAUGGAUGGGCACUUGGGCUACGUGAGUGGGUUUGGUGUGGAAAAAAACUUCCUUUCAAAUCAUUUGAAGUAUGUCAGCCUACCAGCAGUAUCUCGAGAGAAGUGCCAGAGUUGGCUGGACAGUAAGAAGACAGAUAUACCUAUGGUUUUCUCUGAGAACAUGUUCUGUGCUGGCUUCCUCACUGUCAAACAGGACACCUGCCAGGGCGAUAGUGGGAGUGUCUUCACGGUAUUAGACACAGAAAGCGGUUACUGGGUGGCGACUGGUAUUGUUUCUUGGGGUAUUGGCUGUGCCGAAGGUUAUGGCUUCUACACCAAAAUCCUCAGCUAUUUGGACUGGAUCAAAGGGAUAAUAAGGGAGGAUAAGUUCUAAGUGCUGCUGUCCUGACAGCUGAAGAAUCCCUGGUAGCAUAUAAAUUUCCAGGCAUAGCAAAUCCUAUCUAAAGCUUUUGAUGAUGUUCCAAAGACUUUUCAAACACACAGAACAUGUAAUCUCUAUCCACGUGCGUUUCUGAAAGCCACCGUUUGAUGAAUUCCUGGUGGUACCACCAAAAUUCACCCAAGCUGCUGGUCCAUUGGCACCUUGUGGAAUGUCUUCAUGGACGUACUAGUUCUUCCAAAUCUUAUUACUUGAUGAAGGCUUAAUAGUAUCAUGGAAUGUCGAGACAGCAAACGUUACUGUUUGAAGUGCUGAUGAUAUCAUCAGAGUACUGCAAUCUACUUCUGUACUCUAUUGUGGGAGAAGGUUGCAAGGCAGCAGCCUUUCUUAAGUAGUAGUUUGAGUACAGUGUGUGCAUGUCCGUUGGCAUGAGUGAGAUACGAUGAAUAUUAAAAUCAUUG